Molecule: messenger RNA, 3261 nt
Organism: Peronospora matthiolae
Lineage: Eukaryota; Oomycota; Peronosporomycetes; Peronosporales; Peronosporaceae
Source: the annotation of a GenBank genome assembly
AUGGACGCCUCCUCCCUCCGCAUCUCCAAGUUCGAUGGAACUAACUUCCACGCCUGGAAGUUCAAGAUGCAGAUGGUGCUGGAGGAACGGGACCUAUGGGAGGUCGUCAGCGGUGAGAUCAAGGCGGAACAGUGCGAGACUCAGUUGGACCAAGCGACGUACAAGAGGAAGUCAAGAAAGGCGAUGGCAGUGAUCUGUCUAGCCAUGGAAGAUUCCCAGCUACCGUUGGUCCGGUCGGCAAGUGGUGCAUGCGACGCAUGGUCAAGGUUGGAAGACCACUUCGAGAAGAAGAGUCUUGCCAACAAGCUGUUCUUGCGCCGUCGCUUCUUCACGACAAUGAUGGAAGAAGGCGGCGAUGUGCUCGAACACAUCAACAAGCUCAAGACGCUGGCGGAACAGCUAGAAGCGGUGGGGGCUCCAGUCUGCGAGGACGAUCUGGUGAUCACACUCCUCGGCAGCCUGAGUGACUCGUAUCAAUUCUUGAUCACAGCUUUGGAGUCGCGCUCAGACACUCUUAGCUGGGAGCUCGUGACGUCUCGACUGCUUCAUGAAGAAAUGAAGCGGAAGGAGCAAGGAAUUAAAGGUGAUGAAGCUUCGCAAGGUCAAGCGUUCAUCACAAGGGACAAUCAGCGCAAAGGGCGACCAGUGAAGAAGUCCUGGCCGUGCCACAAUUGCGGAAAGAUUGGUCACUGGAUGGCGGAGUGCCCCUCGCGCAUCCAAGAAAACACGGAGAGACACCGGCCACAGCGUGCUCAAGACAGCGGCGACCGCUAUCGAUCACAACGUGCAAACGUCGCUCAAGAAGAAGACUCGGGCGACUACCUCUUUUCGAUCGGUGAAACGACAUCUGCGAAAUCGAGCGACAUCUGGCUGGUCGACUCCGGGGCGACGCAGCACAUGACGUGCUCCAAGAAGUUCAUGCGGAACUACAAGGGGUUUGACGCUGUGGAUGUCCAUCUCGCGGAUGAUGGAAUCGUCCAAGCAAUCGGCAGUGGGGACAUUGUCAUGUCGAUGAAGACACCCCAAGGGAUGAAGAAAGGUGUGCUCACAAACGUGUGGCACAUCCCAAAGUUAUCCAGAAACCUGUUCUCGGUCGGCCGCUUCACCAAGGAUGUCGGCCCAGUGACGUUCACGAAGGAUGGGUGCUAUGGAGAAGCGAAAGGGACCAAGUGGAAAAUUGGUGCCCGUGAAGGUAAAGGGCUGUUCAAGCUGCAAAUGACUCCAGUGGCGCCGGAACAAGCAAAUGCAGCCAAGUCGUCGGGAUGUCAAGGGGGCACCAAGUCGUACCUCUGGCACCUUCGGCUUGGCCACAUAGGUCACGAUGGACUCAAUUGCAUCGUGACGAAGAACAUUGGAAUUGGCAUCGACAUAUCUUCGGUGAAGAAGUGGGACGUGUGUGAAGGUUGUGCUCUGGGAAAACAGACUCGAGUGCGCUUCCAAUCAAACACUACAGCUCGCACCUCCAAACUCCUCGAAGUGAUUCACAGCGACGUAUGCGGACCGAUGUCGAUGGCAACUUUCAGUGGAAAACGGUACUUCGUGACAUUCAUCGAUGACAAGUCAAGAUACUGUGUCGUCUAUCUGCUCAAGAGCAAAUCUGAAGUUGCGGCGAAGUUCAUGGAAUACGCUGCGAUGGCCGAAACGCAAACCGGAAAGCGCGUGAAGUACCUUCAAAGCGACAAUGGGGGUAAAUACAAGUCCGACAAGCUGGCACGAUUCUGCGCGGAACGGGGAAUACAACAAAGGUUCACACCCCCAUAUACUCCUCAGCUAAACGGAGUAGCUGAGAGAAUGAAUCGCACGCUGGUCGAGUGUGCGCGUUGCAUGAUGGAACACGCUGGACUGGGAAAGAGCUACUGGGGUGAAGCAGUGAUGACGGCGAUGUUUCUUCGAAACCGCUGUCCAACACGUGCCAUUCACCAAGACAAGUCUCCAUAUCAAGUGUGGACGAUGAAGAAACCGAUUCUGGCCAACCUUAAAGUGUUUGGAUGCCACGCGUAUGUUCAAGUGCCUCAAGACAAACGCGCGAAGUUCGACUCCAAGUCAUCACUCUGUCGUUUCCUGGGAUACGCCGAACACCAGAAGUCAUAUCGAUUUGAGGAAGUGUCAACAGGAGCGAUCAAGAUCAGUCGCGAUGCCACAUUCAUGGAAGACAAGUUUGAUGAAGGUACGCGCAACUACAACGAUGAGUCAAGUGUCGUUGAGUUUGAUGAUCAUGAUGAGGACGAAGAAAAAGAAGAAGGUAAAACUGACGACGACAUGGACUCGAGCGACGAUGACAACGAAGACACCGGGUCUUCGAAGAGCAACAUCAAGAGACACACGCGCACUCAAUCACUUGAGAAAGCUACCGUCAUUCCAAGUCCCAAGCGAAGAACAUACAGAGGUCCGUCGCUUGAGCAUGUGUCAGCGGCUGCAAUGGAUUUUGAAGCAGCCUACAUCGUUGAUUCAGUGGGGGAAACGCCGACUACAUUCAAGUCGGCGAUGGAAUCAAGCGACUCCGGCAAGUGGAAAGAAGCGUGUGACUCGGAGUUCGAUUCGCUUCAGAGAAACGACACGUGGGAAAUCGUGCCUCUUCCGAAAGGUCGCAAGGCCAUCGGGUGCCGAUGGGUUUUUCGUGUAAAGGAGAAUCAAGAUGGCGAAGUUGAACGUUUCAAGGCAAGACUUGUGGCCAAAGGAUUCUCACAGAAAUUCGGAGUUGACUAUGAAGAAACUUUCGCACCGGUGGCCAAGUUCACAUCGAUUCGUGUGGUGCUCAGUAUGGCGGCUAAGUACGGCCUAAUGCUACAUCAGAUGGACGUCAAGACAGCGUUUCUUAACGGCUCCCUCAACGAAGACAUCUACAUGGACCAGCCGGACGGAUACCUGGAUGCAACACAGCCGGACUAUGUGUGCAAGCUAAAGAGAUCGCUCUACGGCUUGAAGCAAUCGCCUCGCAUGUGGAACCAAACAAUCGAUGGGUUCAUGAUCAAGAUGGGAUUCAAGAAGUGCGAAUCGGACCACUGCAUCUACAUCAAGCGAGACGACCAAGACAUGAUUCUCGUGGUGCUCUACGUCGAUGAUCUCAUCCUGGCCAGCAGCAACAACGAACUCCUCAAGUCGACCAAGAUGGCGCUGAGCAAACGCUUCGAAAUGACGGAUCUCGGUGAGCUCGAUUACUUUCUCGGCAUGGAGAUCAAGAACGACCGUAAGACGGGAAUGGUGACUGUACAACAAACCAAGUUUCUCAAGUCCGUGUUAACCAAGUUCCGGAAUGGAUAA